This is a messenger RNA of Parastagonospora nodorum SN15, 2124 nucleotides long. RefSeq lists its product as hypothetical. Gene Ontology annotation, molecular function: magnesium ion transmembrane transporter activity. Gene Ontology annotation, cellular component: membrane. NCBI's taxonomy places the organism in Eukaryota, Fungi, Ascomycota, Dothideomycetes, Pleosporales, Phaeosphaeriaceae. The coding region runs from base 1 to 1971 and encodes 656 amino acids. The record is from RefSeq and is a predicted model, not a curated record. Gene Ontology annotation, biological process: magnesium ion transport. The transcript has a single exon.
AUGCAUAUCCCCACUGGCACGCGCACACCCGCCCAUGCAGACACAUGGCCAGCAUGGACAUCCAAGAAGAAAGGCGGGUACGACGAGAACUGGAGCAGUCUGAUCGGCAUCAUCACCGCGAUAGUCGGCAAUGUGCUGAUUUCCUUUGCGCUGAACAUGCAGCGGUACGCGCACAUACGGCUCGACAGAGAAUGGCAAGCGAAGGAGCGGCAGCGCAAGAAAAGAAGCAUCAACGGGUCCAGAUUGCUCGAGGACGAUGCGACAAAGGCGAGCACCGCCGCGUCGGAACUCGAUCCGCUGAUCGCGCAGCGCCCGGAGUUACGGAGUGAGGACAGUAGCAGCAGUUCCGAGGGCGGCGAGGAAGAGGCGUAUAAGCAGAAGUCUUACCUCAAGAGUCCGUAUUGGUGGGCGGGCAUCAUUCUCAUGACGGUUGGCGAGGCGGGGAACUUUCUUGCAUAUGGAUUCGCGCCGGCGUCAAUUGUGUCGCCGUUGGGUGUUGUUGCGCUUAUUUCGAAUUGCAUCAUCGCGCCGUUUAUGCUCAAGGAGCCGUUCCGGAUGAGAGAUGCGCUGGGCGUGGUUAUUGCAGUUGGAGGCGCGGUCACGGUCGUUCUCAGCGCGAGCGAUAACAAUCCGAAAUUGGGGCCGGGAGAGAUUUGGAAACUCAUCAGUACUUGGGAGUUUGAGACGUAUCUUGGUAUUACGGUUGGAUUGAUGGCUGUGCUCAUGGUGGCGAGCAAUCGUUACGGGGACAAGAACAUCUUGAUUGAUUUGGGACUUGUUGGGCUGUUUGGUAUGUGGAAUUACGCCUGCCACGGAUUUGCUGGUCAGAAUGCUAACAUGAAUAUAGGCGGAUACACAGCACUUUCGACAAAAGGUGUUGCGUCUUUACUGUCCUAUACCCUUUGGCGCGUCAUCACCUUCCCAGUCUUCUACCUGCUUCUAGCCAUCUUGAUCGGUACUGCUGUUAUGCAGAUCAAGUAUGUCAACAGAGCUCUACAGCAUUUCGACGCUACACAAGUAAUCCCAGUCCAAUUCGUACUCUUCACGCUUUCAGUCAUUCUCGGAUCUGCCGUCUUGUACCGCGACUUCGAACGCACGUCCGGCGACGACGCGGGCAAAUUCGUCGGCGGCUGCGCGAUGACUUUCCUCGGAGUAUGGUUCAUCACUACCGGCCGCCCACGCCGAAACGACGACGACGACGAGGACCGCGAGCCCGAAUCCGAAGACGCAAUCAAUCUCGUCGCAGAGCCCUAUCGCGACGGCAUCGACACAACCGGAGAAACCACCCGCCGCUCAUCCACCGUCCUCGACCCUUCCCGCCCCGUAUCUAGUUACGACUCCCGCCCCUCCACCCCUCAAAUAACCACCAAAUCCAUCUCCUCAGACGCCCUCAGCGCCCUCUACCCCAUCCCCGACAAUCCCACCAACCCCUGGGCCCAAUCCACCCCUCUCGACCUUUCCCGCGCCCCGCCCUUUGACCGCCACACAUCUACCCCCAUCCUCCCCUCCGAAGCCGCCCCGCCCCCAGCCUCCAUCUCAGACCCAGAACUCGUGCCCCCACGCACACCCACACGCGGCAAGAGCUCCACCGAAGUCCCCACCACACCGACUACCACGCCGCAACUCCGCCGGCUGCGCACCAACGAGCGCCUCGCUCGCAAUUCCAUGGCCGGCGGGCCCCUGCUCGCGAGCCCCUUGAGCACGACGCUCAGCGCCAUGGUGCAGGACCUCAAGCGCUCGGGCAGCGUGCGGCGCGAAUCCGUGCUUGGAAUCGGCGCGAGCGACGAGUUGGGCGGGCCGCUGGAUAGGCGGCGCACGGGGCCGGAUGAUGAAGACGUGCCGAUUCCGAUUCGGAGGGGGAGGAGUUUGAGCGGGACGCUGGGGGAAUUGUGGACGAGGGGAGCGAGUUAUGUGCAGGGGAAGAGUAGUCGGGAGGGAUUGAGGGAUGAGGAGAGGGGUGAUGGCGAGUAGUACAUAUUGAUUUUGGGAUAGAUUUGAGAUUUAUAGGCGUUUGGGAGAGGUGGGAUUUACUUACAUACCCACGAGCGGCGUUGUUGGGUCGCGGCUUGCUUGCUUGCAUAGCGUGCACUACACAUUGGAAUCAAGACUAUGAUUUAUACACGA